GGCCAAGUUCAGUUUGAAGACUGCAUGGGAUGGAAGCUGGCACAGUACAGCGCCGAGGAUGCCAACUUCAGGGUGCUGGCGGAUGGCACGGUCCUGGUGAGGCACCACACAAAGCUGCGUGGGGGAGAGAGGACUUUCCUGGUGCAUGCCUGGGAUUCCACAGGAACCAAAUCCUCGGCCUGGGUGACCGUGAGGAACAAAGGCCCUCAUUCUCCACAGGGGGGGCUUGAUCCUGCCAACCAGAUGGAGGUGCGAAGGUUCCCAGUGGCCGGGUCUGCCCUGAAGCGGCAGAAGAGGGACUGGGUCAUCCCACCCAUCAGAGUCCCUGAGAACGAGAGGGGGCCCUUCCCCAAGAAACUGGUCCAGAUCAAAUCCAACAGGGACAAAGACACCAAGAUCUUCUACAGCAUCACUGGGCAGGGGGCGGACAUGCCUCCCGAGGGGGUCUUCAUCAUUGAGAAAGAGUCGGGUUGGAUGAAAGUGACCCAGCCGUUGGACAGAGAAGCGAUUGACAAAUACCAUCUUCUCUCGCACGCUGUGUCUGAAAACGGAAAGCCGGUGGAGGAACCGAUGGAUAUAAUAGUCACAGUUACGGACCAAAAUGACAACAGGCCCCAGUUCACCCAGGAGGUCUUCAGAGGGUCUGUCUUGGAAGGAGCAACACCUGGGACCUCUGUGAUGCAAGUCACGGCCACGGAUGCUGACGACGCCGUGGAGACCUUCAACGGGGUUGUUGCCUACUCCAUCCUGAGCCAAGUGCCAGGCGAACCCGAGAAGCAGAUGUUUGCCAUCAACCGGGAGACGGGCGCCAUCAGUGUGAUUGCCAGCGGCCUGGACAGAGAGAGAGUCAGGGAAUAUACGCUCGUCUUGCAAGCUGCCGACUUGGAUGGCGAAGGGCUGACCACCACGGCCUCUGCGGUGAUCGAGAUCGGUGAUGCCAAUGACAACGCCCCCCAGUUCAGCCCCUCAGUGUACACGGCAGAGGUGGCGGAGAACGAAGCUGACCUGGAGGUCGUACGGCUGUCUGUGACCGACAUGGAUGAAGCCGGCUCAGCUGCUUGGCUCGCCGUGUACAAAAUUGUCCGUGGCGAUGAAGGGGGCUUCUUCCGAGUGUCCACCGAUCCAGAGAGCAACGAAGGUGUCUUGGAAACAGCCAAAGGCUUGGACUUUGAAGCAAAGAGGCAGUUUGUGCUGCAGGUCGCAGUCACCAACCAAGUCCCCUUUGUAGUGAAGCUCCCAACGUCCACGGCAACGGUGACCAUCAACGUGAGGGACGUGAAUGAGGCUCCCGUCUUUGAUCCUCCGGUCAAGACGGCAGAAGUCUCGGAGGACGUCCCUCCAGGACACAAAGUCACGGUGUACACAGCACGGGACCCAGACAGAAUGCAGUCCCAGAAAAUCAGGUACUUCAUGGAGAAUGACCGGGCGGGCUGGCUCGCAAUCCACCCCGAGAGUGGCACCGUCACCACCAGGGCCGCCUUGGACCGGGAGUCCUACUUUGUGAGGAACAACACCUACGAGGCCGUUGUGCUGGCCGUGGAUGACGGCAGCCCCACAGCCACUGGGACAGGCACCCUCCUGCUGACUCUGCAGGAUGUGAACGACAACGGUCCCGAACUCGACCGCCAAACGAUCACGGUCUGCAACAGCGAACCGGAGACGCAAUACCUGCGCAUCCUGGACAAGGACCAGGCCCCCAACACCUCCCCCUUCCGCGCAAAGCUCACAAACAACUCUGAUGAAAACUGGGCUGUAGAGAUGGAUGCCAAAGGGGAAGUGGCGCUGCUGAAGCUGCGGCAGCCCUUGAAGCAGGACACCUACAGCGUUUACCUCCAGCUCUUUGACAACCAGGACAAGGGCCAGCCAGCGGUCCUCACAGCCACUGUGUGUGAAUGCCAGGGGGCGGCGGAUCGGUGCCCGGAGAUGCGGAUGGCUGCCAUGGGGGCUCCUGCAAUCCUGGCGAUCCUGGGGGCCAUUUUGUCUCUGCUGAUCCUGUUGCUGCUGCUGCUUCUCUUUGUGCGGAGGAGGAAGGCAGUGAAGGAGCCGCUGCUGCUUCCAGAAGAAGACACCCGGGACAACAUCUUCUACUACGGCGAAGAGGGAGGAGGGGAAGAGGACCAGGAUUAUGACCUCAGCCAGCUGCACAGAGGCCUGGAUGCCCGUCCAGAAGUCGUCCUCCGGAAUGAUGUUGUGCCCACCCUCCUGCCAGCUCCACAGUACCACCCACGCCCCACAAACCCAGACGAAAUUGGCAAUUUCAUCCAUGAGAACCUGAAGGCGGCAGACACCGACCCCACGGCACCCCCCUACGACUCGCUGCUGGUGUUCGACUACGAGGGCAGCGGCUCCGAGGCCGCCUCCCUCAGCUCCAUCAACUCCUCCACUGGAGACCAGGACCAAGACUACGACUACCUCAACGACUGGGGUGGCCGCUUCCGGAAGCUCGCGGACAUGUACGGAGGGGGCGAAGAGGAGGACUAGGCCUGGCU
This is a messenger RNA of Euleptes europaea (tarantolino), 2489 nucleotides long. RefSeq names its product B-cadherin-like. The coding region runs from base 25 to 2481 and encodes 818 amino acids. Gene Ontology annotation, cellular component: plasma membrane; cytoplasm; catenin complex. Lineage: Eukaryota; Metazoa; Chordata; Lepidosauria; Squamata; Sphaerodactylidae. The record is from RefSeq and is a predicted model, not a curated record. Gene Ontology annotation, biological process: calcium-dependent cell-cell adhesion; multicellular organism development; homophilic cell-cell adhesion. Gene Ontology annotation, molecular function: cadherin binding; calcium ion binding. The transcript has 15 exons.